Molecule: messenger RNA, 1904 nt
Organism: Coregonus clupeaformis (lake whitefish)
Lineage: Eukaryota; Metazoa; Chordata; Actinopteri; Salmoniformes; Salmonidae
Gene: soul3
Product: heme-binding protein soul3
Exons: 5
Coding region: 363-1208 (281 amino acids)
Source: RefSeq, a predicted model, not a curated record
UUUAGUUCACUACAGUCCAUGGAAAGAGUCGUGUAAUGACAGGCAAGGUAUUUGUUUUGCAGUCGACAAUUAAUAAUUUCAGUAGAGAAGUUUGAAAUGGUUUUUGUAAAUAGAAUAUAGGUUGCACAGCUGUGUAAAGAAAACAACAUUGCUAAAUGCGUCGGAAUAAGCGUCAAGACUAGAGCAAAAAUGGCCCUGAAGUUUUCCUAAUUCGAAGUUUUCCUAAUUCGGAUUUACCUGGAUCAGAAUUUACAGCAUCGGAUUGUGACGGAUCUACCACCAAACGCUGUCUUUCUUUAGACCCUACAGUACACAUUUGCUUUGGAAUACGUUUAUCUAAAUAUUUUUUCCAAGAGUGGAGAAUGCAGCCAGGUAAUUGUCGUAUGAACGGAGGUGGUGGACUCGACGGUAUCGGUGGUGGAGGCGGCAGCGGAUCCUCAUAUGGGACGAUCACGCUAGAGGACCUGGAAUCUUUUUCGGAAGACCAACUGUCAGAUUCGGGCAUUGGAAGUCUGGAAGAGGAGGGUGAGACGAUGGAGGACGAAGAGCAGCAAGACAGAUUGCUAAGCUACUGGCAGGACGCUGCUCGGGGACACCAGGUGGAAGUGCCUCGAGACAUGGCCGAGCCCAUCCAGCAGAUCACCAGCAACAACGACGGCCAACACGACCGGGAGCGCGUGCCCUUCACGCUCAUCACUCGUAAGGAGAAGUGUGGGGACGUGCUCUAUGAGAAGCGCCACUAUGAGAAGGCCCACUGGGCGUGCAUCACGGUUCACGAGGACACCUACGAGCAGAGCAUCUGCUACGGCUUCAUGAAGCUCAUGAGAUACAUCUGCCAGCAGAACUCCUCAGGUACCUAUCUGGGUAUGACCAUCCCUAUCCUGACGGUGAUCCGCACGGACGAGAACCACUCCGUCUUGUCCAGUGACGUCACUGUGGCCUACUACCUGCCCACAGAAUACCAAGCCCAGCCACCCCAGCCUUCUGACACAGAAAUAAGUAUUGAGGAAUGGCCUGCCACUAUUGUAUACACAAGGGCCUUCGCUGGCGCCACGAACGAGGUGACCAUCAUCAACGAGAUCCGCACCAUGGCGGAAGUGCUCGACUCCCCCGCCGUAUGCGUGAAUUGCUCAUUCAUCGUCGCCGGCUACACCAACCCCGCAGCGGCAAAUCGACAGAAUGAGAUUUGGUUCCUGGAGCGACCUUGAGGGCCAGCCUAACCUUGAAAUCUCCUCCUGAACUUGACCCACCCAACACCCCCGUCCUUAUCGGACCCUACCGAUUCACCCCUAAUGGAAACCCCUUCCUGUUUUAGAGGGAAGAGACUUAGGGAAUUUGCUGAAAAAGGUCCUUAUUACCAGUUCUGUGCAAGGCUGCAUCAUUUGGGUCCAUUAACCUUCUAGAGUCUAAACCUGGAAGAGGGGGGUUCUAUUAAGCUAACAUAUGGAAUUGUUUUCAGAUGGUCAUACGAAGGAUCAUUUAGAUAUUCGAUUUUAGGACCCAAAAAUAUAUUACAUUAUCUGAUGAAACAUUUAAUUUGGACUUACUGCUAUUAGCCCACAAACGCAUUGAAUAACAGAUUCAUACAAGGAAAAACAUCUAAAGGAAGUUUGUUUUGAAGUGUCUGUCCUAUAUCUGAGAGAUAAGAUCAGGAAACUAUUUAUAUUUCUUGACAUAUUUAACCCCUUUUUUAGACACUAAACUACUUCCAUACACACUGAGUGUACAAAACAUUAAGAACACCUUCCUAAUAUUGAGUUGCACCCCCCAUUUUGCCCUCAGAAAAGCCUCAAUUCGUCAGGACAUGGACUCCAAAGUGUUCCACAGCAAUGCUGGCCCAUGUUGACUCCAAUGCUUCCCACUGUUGUGCCAAGUUGGCUGGAUGUCCUUUGGGUGGUGGACCA